Molecule: messenger RNA, 1885 nt
Organism: Aspergillus ibericus CBS 121593
Lineage: Eukaryota; Fungi; Ascomycota; Eurotiomycetes; Eurotiales; Aspergillaceae
Exons: 4
Coding region: 81-1499 (472 amino acids)
Molecular function (GO): metal ion binding
Source: RefSeq, a predicted model, not a curated record
UUUAUCGCGUUGUAUACAAGAACAGGACUUCCACUAUAUACGGCCUUUACCAUCAACGUCUGAUUCGGGAAAUCUACACCAUGUCCGAAUCCACUCCCGCUGGAGCUGCCUUAAGCAAUGGCGCAGGUAGCAACGCGCCAAAAGUGAACCACGGGGACAACGCAUCGGGGCUCUUUCAGACACUGCAAGGCCAUGUCGACGAUAUUCGUUCUAUCCUACAAUGUGGUGUUUGCAUCCGACCUCUCUAUGAACCCUACACCCUCGCCUGCGGACAUACCUUUUGCUAUAGUUGCUUGACAUCCUGGUUCGUCGGUGGGAGGCACAACAAGACCUGUCCGGACUGUCGAGCGCCGGUCAAAGCGCAACCCGCUCCCGCUUACCUGGUUCGCGCCGUUGUCCAAAUGUUCACGAGCCGCCCAGAGCUGCUCGAUAAGGGCGAGACGACAGACGAACACCUACGCCACCAACGCGAAGAAGCGGGACGACUUGAACAAGAUAAAUUGAAUACACACCCGAAAGAAGGAGGUCUGUUUCGUGGAACCUUUAACAAGAAAGUCCCAACUGCGCAACCUAUUGUGGACCUUGAGGACAAUGUUGUCCGUUGUCCACGUUGCUCAUGGGAGCUUGAGGAGGAUUCAGGCUGCGCGCAAUGCGGAUACCGGCAGGAUGAUGACUCCGUGACAGACAGCUCUGGUUGGAGCGAAUCGGAAGAGAAUUCCGAAAUGACGGACUAUCUGGACGACGACGAGCUUGAAGAUGGAUUUGGGGACACUGACGAUUAUGGAUGGGACGAAAAUUUCGAUGAGCUGCCUCUUGAUAUUCGGCCCGCCGAGCUAGAUCAACUCUACCGUCAAUGGUACGGCCUACGUCCCGGGGAUCUUCCCCCAGCGCGCGCGAAUGCACCCUUCCACCGGCAGAUUCCUGUUGACUGGCCUUCGGGGGUUUCUUCAGCUCUUGAAGAGGAUAGUGACAUGGAUGAAGAUGAGGAUGCGGACAUGGAUUCCUUCAUCGACGAUGACUUGGAACAUGAUAACUACUCCGAAUCGGACCGAUCUACGGUAGUAGGGCCGCAUGAGUUCUCCAUCACUCGCACGACAACUAUCGGAAGCGAAGCCUUUGACGAGAUGUCGGAUGAAAGCGACCUUGAUGAUAGCCAUGAAGAUGAGGAUGGGGAGCACGAUGACGACGACGAUGACGACGAUGAGGAUGACGAGCCAAUUCGGCCGCCUGUCAGUGGCAUUCGACGCAAUCGAAUCCCGACCUACCGCAUACAGUCCAGCUCUCCACCUCGCGAAAACGGGACACCUGCCACAGCAUCAAGACAGACCGGAUCUGUUUCCCGAGCAACAUCUCAUGGGGAUGCACGUCGUCCCCAGCAGGUGCCCGCGGGGUCGUCCACCAUGAAUGCAAUCAGUGUGGACGAUGAUUCUGACGAGGGCCCCGUGCGACCGACCAGGAGGACAAGGGAUCGAGGCAACUGCCGACCUUCUGCCUUCUGAACCAGCUCAACAUCUUAUCUACGACUAAUGACGAUUGAUAAUCUCUUGUUAACGACACUUCAACUGUGUCUUUGCUCUUGUUUGGUGCUAGACCACCAAUGCGUGAGACAUGAAAAAUCUUCCCUUGUCAUAUCAGGUACCUUCACCCCAUCAGAUUGCGGUGGUGAAACAACAAGGGGUUACGUUCCAUUCUACAGGUGUUAGGGACUCUUUUGUAUCAUUGAAUGGCGAAAUCCUAGCCUUUUCUACAAGCCAUCUAAAAAAUACCCCCGUUUGUUAUCCGCUGUCAUUCGCCAUUUCUUCUGUACCUUGGGUAGGGGUUGUUUACUAGCGAAGUUCGGUUCUUUCUCAAAACACAUGUAUUACCAGGUACCUUGGGGCGCACU